This is a messenger RNA of Harpegnathos saltator (Jerdon's jumping ant), 614 nucleotides long. Its product is annotated as cytochrome c oxidase subunit 5B, mitochondrial. Gene Ontology annotation, biological process: mitochondrial electron transport, cytochrome c to oxygen. The record is from RefSeq and is a predicted model, not a curated record. The coding region runs from base 125 to 484 and encodes 119 amino acids. The transcript has 3 exons. NCBI's taxonomy places the organism in Eukaryota, Metazoa, Arthropoda, Insecta, Hymenoptera, Formicidae. Gene Ontology annotation, cellular component: mitochondrial envelope; respiratory chain complex IV.
UUUCGGAGAUUUGUCGAUCUACGCGUUGCGCCCUCCAUGACUAAUAAUAACCAAGUCGACUUAACCCAGUCAGGCAGAGAGGGUAGAGACACGGUGUGUGAUACUCGAUUCUGCAGCGUGAAAAAUGGCAUGGUUGUGCGCCCGUACUGUGCUCCAAACAUGUCGACGACCGAUUUCCUACAGUCUCGUGUGUUAUGAGAAACAAUUUGCCGAUCCGUUGGAUCAUGCCACUGGUUUGGAGAAGAAGGAGAUGCUCGCCCGUUUAGCCGGCAACGAUGAUCCCUAUAACAUGAGUAUAAAGCGAAGACCACAUAGCACGAAGGAGAAUCCCAACAUAGUUUACAGCUCAUUUGAGAGUCGUAUAAUGGGUUGUAUUUGCGACGAGGACGCGCUGCAUGUUAACUGGAUGUGGCUGCAUCAAGGCCCACCGCGUCGCUGUGAAUGUGGCCACUGGUUUAAGCUGGUCGAGAAGGCGCCUAUAUAAUAUACUUAUGAAUGAGAUAGUGUACUGAUUUCAACAUAGAAUUAAUGUUACAUUAGACUGUAAUUAUUAUUUUCACUUAUCACCAUACUCUCCUUGUACCCUGUCCAAUAAAUAAAUGGAUUGUCCGUUA